This is a messenger RNA of Tarenaya hassleriana, 8463 nucleotides long. Its product is annotated as small subunit processome component 20 homolog. The transcript is spliced from 32 exons. The coding region runs from base 195 to 8201 and encodes 2668 amino acids. Lineage: Eukaryota; Viridiplantae; Streptophyta; Magnoliopsida; Brassicales; Cleomaceae. The record is from RefSeq and is a predicted model, not a curated record. Gene Ontology annotation, cellular component: small-subunit processome; 90S preribosome; nucleolus.
UCUUCUUCGCUUAAACCCACUGAGACUUCUUCCUUCUAAAACCCUUUUGCCGGCAAAUUCGGCAUCGCUCCCUUUCUUUCUUUCAUUGAUUCCUUAGGGUUCUGCCGAGUUCCAUAUUUCUGUCCCUCUUCUCAAUCCGUCUCUUGUCAUUCUAAUUGGGUCUCACCUAUCUCUGCUGGAAUUAGGGUUUUUCCAUGGCGACUUCGGCACACGCGAUGGCAGUGAAAUCGCUCAACAGUUCCGGGGGUCGUAAAAGAUUUUCGUUCAAGACCUUCUCGGAUAGAAUUGGUGAGAUUGAUAUCGUUACCAAUGUCUUUCGGAGCUUGGAUAAAGUCAAGGCUGAGCCUUCAGAGGGAUCUUCAUUUUUCAAGGAUAGCCUCGUAGAAUGGAGGGAACUGAAUACAGCGGAGGACUUCAUUUCAUUUUAUGAGGAAAUAUUUCCAUUUGUUCAGACUUUGCCCUUGGUUCUUUUGCAUAAAGAAUUGAUCUUCUCAGAACUUGAAUCUAGAUUACAGUUGAAAUCAAGAUUAUCUCUUGAGCCUAUUCUCAGGUUGAUUGCUGUUUUAUCGAGAGACCUCUUAGACGACUUCCUGCCCUUCCUUCCCAGAAUUGUUAAGUCCUUGGUGUCUCUCCUUGAAAGUGGUGGUGAGAAAGAGCCAGAGAUUGUUGAACAGAUAUUCACGUCCUGGUCUUAUAUUAUGAUGUAUCUGCAGAAGUAUCUCAUAUGCAAUAUUGAAGGUCUCCUCAGGGAUACACUAGAAUUGAGGUAUUAUCCCAAGGAAUAUAUCAAGGAAUUCAUGUCAGAGUCAAUUUCUUUUCUGUUGAGGAAUGCAGGGGAUGAACAACAUGAGAAAGGGAUCAGGAGAAUCCUGUCCGAAGUUGCUAAUCCACUGAGAAAGUCUGGAGGAGUUGCUUUGCUAUAUUAUGUUAUGAGGGGUACUUCAACAAAUCUCCAUUCAAAAGUUGGGAGGGCGUUGAGGUUCUUACUAAAAGAUUCAACAUUUUCUUUCUGUGAUAAAUUUGAUAAAGGUUCUAGAACAGCGGUGGAAGUUGUGAGUUCUACCUUACAAAGAUUAUGUGAGGAUUUUGAAGCUAGUGAAUUAAACAUAAUGUGGAAGUGCUUGUAUUCAGAGAUAAACGAAUCAGCUGAGAUCAAGAAUUUUAUUCAUUUGAGCCGAUUGUUGGCAGUGCUUACUUCAGUUGUUCGGAUUAAUAAAGGUCGCAAAACGUCUGAUAACCAGGCAAUGAAACUUGUGAGCUGCCUCAUGCCAACUAUAAUCGAAGCUUCUAAGAGGAUGGUGGAAAAUGAUAAUUUAUCUGACCUCAUAGAUGAGGUUCUGCAGCUGAUGUUAGGCAUCAUUGACAGUCUUCAGUUGCCCAGUGAAGUGGAUAAUGUUGCGAUGCAAUGGUCUCCUGUAUUUGCUUUUAAGAGUUCAAGUGUGCUGACUUUUAUACGGGAGUUGCUGCAAAAGGACCAUCUCAUUGUCAAGGCCUUCACUACUAAUAUAUUAAGUGCAAUAAACAAUAUGGUGGAGUCUUCCAAGUCUUCUGAGGAGAUUGUUUAUUUGUUGCUGUUACUGGCUGAGCGACAAGAAGCAACUCCUUACAUUACGGAGAUAGAUGAGAAAAUAUGUGGGAAAAUUCAUGAGUUCCUCGAAAAUAAUAUGAAGCAGGCUGUACAAGAUAUAGUGCAGGAGAAUAUCAUGUCCACCCAAAUUGAUGAGGGCAAGUUGGCUACAUUCUGGGGAGUCAUCAACUCCUACCAUUAUUUUAAAGUGGAUUCGUCUUUACUGGUUAAUCUUGUGCAUGCUCUCAGAGAACAUUUGCCUAUCUCAGGUGGUACCAUCACAAGUGCCCAUGAAAUGAAAUGGCAGAGCUUAUUUGGUGCUGCUUUGAGCUCAUACUACAAAUCUCGAAAAAUCAAUUGUGUUGAUGUCAGUGAAGCUUUAUCUUUUGCAAAAAAUUACAACUCAUGUGUACAAGUAUUGUCUGCUGUCGCCGACUAUUUGGAUGGGCUUGUGGUAGCAAAUGGUAAUCAGAGUAAGGAAUAUCAUGUAGAGCUUCGGGCGGAGAAGGCUGUGGAGGCAUUUAAAAUACUCUCUGAAAAUCUGCGCAAUUCUAACAAAGACAUCCGUGUUAUGACUCUAAGGAUUUUGUGCCAUUUUGAAGGACUGAGCUCUGAGCCUGCUUUUGAUGAGCAACCUCCAAAAAAGAAAAUGAAAACUGAAGAGACUCAAGCAUCUCUUCCUAAGAGCAGCGUUCUUCAGUCAUUACUUUCAAUUGAAGAGACCCCUCUCACGAUUACAACCAGCCGGAAGCUAGUCAAUUUGAUCGCUACAAUACAGAUGGAUCUCUCUGCCGGCAGGAUACAUGAGGCAUAUGUGCCACUUGUAUUUAAUGGGAUGAUGGGAGUAUUUCAUAAUCGGUUUAGUUAUCUAUGGGAUCAGACAUCGGAGUGUCUUGCAGUUCUUUUGAAGAAGCAUACUGGAGUCAUUUGGGAUGAGUUGGUUUGUUAUUUUGGCCAAUGCCAAGUGAAAUUUGGAACUCGCGUUAUCCUGAAUGAGAAUGAGAACCACAGCAUGUUAGACAAGAGUACAGAUCUGGUUGUCCAUUUCAGUUCUUUUCUAUAUCGGCCAUCAGAUAGUACACCAAGUGCAACAGUUGUAUCUUUGUUGCUCCGAACCUUACAAAAGGUUCCUUUUGUUGCUGAAUCUCGGUCGUCGGAUAUAAUCCCUUUGUUUUUGGAGUUUCUGGGAUACAACAGAGAAGAUUUGGUGAGUGUUGGGUUAUUUAAUCGCGGGGCUUGCAAAGGAAAGGAGUGGAAAGGAGCUCUUAAAGAGUGGUUAUCUCUGUUGAAGUUGAUGCGGAAUCCAAGGGCCUUCCACCCCAAUCAAUUUGUAAAAGAUGUUCUGCAGUAUAGGCUUCUGGAUGAUAAUGAUGCUGAAAUUCAAAUGAAUGCGCUUGAAUGCCUGUCACUGUGGAAGGAUGACUUCGUACUCCCAUAUUAUCAAAAUUUAAAGAAUUUGAUUAGUUCCAAAGACCUGAGGGAGGAGCUCACAACUUGGAGCUUGUCCAAACAAUCAAACUGUGUUGAAGAAGCUCACAGAGUUCAUCUUGUUUCUCUUGUAAUUCGCAUAUUGAUGCCGAAAGUCAGAAAAUUGAAAACAUUGGCUUCCCGGAAGCAUACGAGUGUUCAUCACCGGAAGGCGGUUCUUUGUUUUAUAGCUCAGCUGGAUGUUUGCGAGCUCACUAUCUUCUUUGCAUUGUUGAUAAAGCCUUUGAAUAUCACGUCAGAGGGAACAAUGGACUUGUUUUGGACAUCACCUGAUAGUUACUUGGAUCACUUCCAAAUGUCGAAAUAUCUGAAGUAUUUCAGUGUUGAAUCCAUAUCAUCCUUAUCUUGGAAGAAGAAAUUCGGUUUUCUUCAUGUCAUCCAACAUACCCUUGAAGUCUUUGAUGAAUUCCACAUUCGUCCGUUUCUGGAUUUCUUGAUGGGAUGUGUGGUCCGGCUACUGGUAAACUCUACUGCAAGAAAUGCUACUGAUGUCUUACCAACCUCAGAUGAGAAAGAGAACUCGACCUUGUAUUAUGACCAGACUGGUUGUAGAUCUUCGAAGCAGUUCAAAGAGUUGAGGUCUUUGUGUCUGAAGAUUAUUGCCCUUGUUCUCGAUAAGCACGAGGAUUGUGAUCUCGGCUCUGAGUUCUGGGACAUCUUCUUUGCAGCAGUGAACCCUUUAAUUAAAAGUUUUAAGCAGGAGGGUUCUAGUAGUGAGAAACCAAGCUCACUGUUCUCAUGCUUCUUGUCUAUGAGUAGAAGCCACAAUCUUGUUACUCUCUUAUGUAGGGAAAAUUCUCUUGUUCCAGACAUUUUUUCUAUUCUAACAGUCGCGACAGCUUCAGAAGCUGUGAAGUCGUCCGUCUUGAAAUUUGUAGAGAAUCUGCUCAGUCUUGAUAGAGAGUUGGGUGACGAAGACAAUAUGGUCAAAACAAUCUUAGUUCCAAACGCUGGGACAUUGAUCCAUAGCUUACAUUCACUUUUCCUUGGUGAUACUUCUAAAAGAAAUUCUGUCAGAUAUCAUGGUGAGAGAGAGAUUACGAUUCUCGAACUAUUGUCAAAGUACAUCCUGGAUCAGUCACAUGCAGAGAAAUAUCUAGACGUGUUGCUGUCUUUCUUGGCUAAAAGUGUGAAAGAUUCUGAAAUCCGUCGUAGGGCUUUGCAAACCGUUCAGUAUAUCAUACCUGCACUUGGAACUGAGAGUAUGAGCAAGAUUCUUAACAUAAUCUCUCCACUUCUCAUUGAUUCUGACCUUGACGCUAGGUUAUGCAUCUGUGAGCUUCUCAAAGCUCUUGUAGAAAUUGAUUCUUCUCUGGAUAUCGUGGCAAAUCUCAUCUGCGAUUUAAACGCAACCUCAGCAAUGGAAGUUGAUGGCCUUGACUAUGACAAAAUAGCUAACACAUAUGCUGAGAUUGAUGUUGAUUUCUUUCAGAGAUCUUCAGAACAGCACACAUUGAUCCUACUCUCGCAGAGUGUAUACAACAUGUCAUCGAAAGAACACACACUAAGGGAUGGUGCCUAUGGUCUCUUGCGUACUUUUGUUGCAUUUUCAGCCUCAGUACUUCGCCAAAAGGCUUCAGAUUCUCCUGACAUCAGCAAAGAAGUUGAAAAGCCUAAUGGAAAUUGGACGAAAGCUCAUGUACUGCGUACCAUAAAAAAGUUUCUUUUGAAACACAUGGGUCGCUCUAUGAUCAGAGGAGGUUCUAUAAGAAAGGAGUGGAUUCAUCUGAUACGUGAAAUGGUGAUAGAACUUCCAGAUGCUGGAAACCUUGCUUCAUUUAAAGCUUUAUGUUCUGAAAAUCCAGAAGUAGAUUUUUUUAAGAACAUUGUUCACCUUCAGAAACAUCGUAUAGCAAAGGCACUCAUGCGCUUUGCAAAUGUGAUCAGUACCAACAGCCUACAUGAGGGAGUAGUAACAAAACUUUUUGUCCCGCUUUUUUUCAACAUGCUGCUUGAGGGGCAAGAUGGAAAAGAUGAUAAUGUUCGAACUGCAUGUGUGGCAGUCCUUGCGUCUAUCUCUGCCCAUAUGAGAUGGGAGUCAUACUAUGCUCUAUUGUCUCGGAGUUUCCGUGAGAUGAGCAAGCAUAGUGAUAAGACAAAAAUUCUAUUGCGGCUUAUAUGCUCGAUCUUGGAUAAGUUUCAUUUUGCAGAAGGUGGUAACAGCCAUGAAGCUGAAGAGUGUUCCUUCGAUAGUUUGAAUGAUGAGACAUGUUUGGAGAUUAGCACUCGCCUUCAGAAAACUGUGUUUCCGAAGAUACAGAAGUUGAUGAAUUCCGAUUCUGAUAAAGUUAAUGUUAACAUCAACUUGGCUGCAGUGAAGGUUCUAAAGCUGCUCCCAAAAGACAUAAUGAAUGCGCAGCUUCCUGCUAUACUUCACAGAAUUUGCAGUUUUUUGAAGAAUCGGUUGGAGAGUACACGUGAUGAAGCCAGAUUGGCUUUGGCUGCUUGUCUGAAAGAACUUGGGCUGGAAUACUUGCAGUCUGUCAUCAAAAUUUUGCGUGCUAUCCUAAAACGAGGGUUUGAGUUGCAUGUGCUGGGAUAUACGGUAAAUUUUAUAUUAUCAAAGUGCCUGUCAAAUCCUCUAUGUGGGAAGCUGGAUGAUUGCUUGGAGGAUCUUCUUGCUGUGGUGGAAACUGAUAUCUUUGGAGAUGUUGCUGAACAAAAAGAGGUGGAAAAAAUUGCAUCGAAAAUGAAGGAAACAAGAAAAUGCAAGUCAUAUGAAACUCUGAAACUGAUUGCUCAAAACGUUACAUUCAAAAGCCACGUCAGGAAGUUACUCUCUCUUGUCACUGGCCAGCUGCAAAGGCAUUUAACUCCGAAACUGAAAUCAAAGCUGGAGAACAUGUUAGAUCAUAUUGCAGCUGGUAUCGAAGGCAAUCCUUCCGUUGUUGAAAUAGAACUUUUUCCCUUUGUAUAUGAAAAUCUCGUCGAUGAUAGCAUUAACAGAGAAAAGGGCACUGUGGAUCAGUUCUUCUCUCCAGCCUCGAAGAAAGAAAGGAAAGAUCUACAAAAGAAAGCUGGCUCUGCUGGAUUUGUUUCUGGAACCAAGUCAUGUUCCCAGCUUAUUACAGUAUUUGCUUUGGGCUUGUUGCACAAUAGAGUGAAGAAUACGAACCCGAACGAAUGUACCCAGGAGUUUUUGGAGAUGCUGGUCCCAUUUGUCGAAAAACUCACUGGGUGUUUGAGUUCAAAGUAUGAAGAUGUUGUAUCUUCAACUCUUAGAUGUUUUACUGCAUUGGUAAGGUUUCUGCCUUACCUCAUGUCCUGCAGUAUUGAAGGUGAUAAAGUAAAAAUAAAACUGUCGACCAUUGAUAAAGUGAAAAUAGCACUGUUGACCAUUGCCCAGUCUGCAGUGGAUUGUAGUAGUCCUCUGGUGCAGUCCUGCCUCAAGUUGUUGACAGUUCUUCUCCGCACUGAGUUGAUCACUUUGUCAUCUGAGCAAUUGCGGAUGUUGUUUCAAUUCCCGAUGUUUGUUGAUCUGGAAACGGACCCUUCGUUUGUUGCUCUUUCGCUCCUCAAGGUAAUUGUGAAAAGGGAGCAUGUUGUUCCAGAGAUAUAUGAUAUCGCUAUACGGGUUGGAGAGUUAAUGGUGAAAAGUCAGCUGGAAUCGAUCCGUAAGAAAUGUAGCCAGAUACUCUUGCAAUUUUUGGUCCGAUAUAAAUUCUCUGAGAAUCGCCUGCAACAACAUGUGGACUUCUUGCUUGCAAAUUUGAGGUAUGAACAUCCAAGUGGAAGAGAAGCUGUGCUUGAAAUGCUUCACGCUGUCAUCAAGAAGUUAUCAGAGCCUCGUCUCAAGAAGCAAUCGAUGGCAUUAUUUGUACAUCUUGUUGGAUGUUUGGCCAACGAUGGCGAUAGCAACGUUCGGUCUCAAACUGGAACUGUAAUCAAAUUCCUGAUAGGACACAUCACCGAAGAUCAAGUCAGUCCCAUUCUGUCAUGCUGUCUAUCUUGGUAUUCUAGCAAUAAGCAACAACUACAGGCUGCAGCUGCACAGGUACUUGGAUUUUUUAUCGAGGUCAAGAAAAAAAGCUUCCAGGAGCAUAUAAAUACUGUACUGCAAAAGGCCGAAACAAUUCUGAAGUCUGCUGUCUCUUCUGCCUCCCAACAGACGCAAGAUACCGUGGAUGUAUCCAGCAUUCCUUUCUGGAAGGAAGCGUAUUAUUCACUGGUUAUGAUAGAGAAGAUGCUCCAUCAAUUUCCGGGUUUAUGUUUUGGAGACGAUACAAAGGAUAUUUGGAGUAUGGUCUUUGAGUUGUUGCAGCAUCCACAUGCAUGGUUGCGAAACAUAUCAUGCCGAUUUCUCAACUUUUAUUUCAAUGCAUUAGCUAAGACAAAAAGAUCGAGCUCUCGAGAAUUAGCGGUUGAUUCUCUUCUCACAAGUCCAACUAGACUUUUCAAAGUGGCUGUUUCUCUAUGCAUCCAGUUAAAGGAACAACCCACCACUGGCGAUACCAGUAACGUUGAUAUCCUUACAGCAAACAUCGUUUUUGCGGUCUCUUCCCUUCAUUCUCUGACGGGUCAAGCCGAUACAAAUCGUCUGGAAACUUUGUCUGCCCUCGAAGAAGAUGAACGAAACUUGUUCCUUGAAGCUUUCGAACUGCUUGGUUCGAGGAAAGAGAGAUCAAAUUUUCUCGCUCUUACCUCAGGGGAACAAGCUGGGGAAAGUGAAGAUGGUGGAAAUAUUCCGAGAAAAGUAUUUGUUGGAAGUUUGCUCAAGAAAAUGGGGAAGCUUGCUCUUGAAAUGGAACUCAUUCAGACGAAAACGGUUUUCAAUGUCUAUAAAAGCUUUACCUCGCAAAUGAAUCAAGAAGAAUGCUGCCUAUAUGCCUCAAUAAUACUUCUCCCGCUGUACAAAAUUUGCGAAGGGUUUGCCGGAAAAGUCAUCUCUGAUGAGUUGAAACAGCAAGCGGAAGAGUUAAAGGACAGUUUACGAGACACUUUGGGCAUGAAGAUCUUUGAAGAGAGAUAUCGUGAAAUCAGGGAGAGGUUGAAGAAGAAGCGGGAGAAUAGGAAACGAGAAGAGAAGGUAAUGGCGGUGGUUAAUCCGGUGAGGAAUGCCAAGAGGAAACUCAGGUUAGCUGCCAAGAACCGCGAAAACAAGAGGAGGAGAACCAUGAGCUUCAAAAUGGCUAGAUUCGUUCGUUGAGCUCGGAAGCCAUGCCUUGCUCAUAUACGCCAUUGUUGUGAAGUUUUGAAGAUUUAGAGUCGUUCGUUCUUUUUAACCCUCGCUGGUUUACAAACCGGAAAUGUUGUUUGAUCGGCACGAAAAAUGGCGUUUCAGUUGAAUCUUGUUUAUCCACAACUUGUACAAUCCCUUUUUUGCAUAAUAGGAACAGAGAAACAAGAACAAUUAUAGUAGUCGUCGUCUUGUGUGAUGACCAUUCUGUUUCUGUUCAUCAUUUGAAAGA